Molecule: messenger RNA, 6055 nt
Organism: Drosophila melanogaster (fruit fly)
Lineage: Eukaryota; Metazoa; Arthropoda; Insecta; Diptera; Drosophilidae
Exons: 11
Coding region: 455-4207 (1250 amino acids)
Source: RefSeq, marked reviewed
ACAAGUGAAAAAAAUCGUCGCCACUCUGCCGCAGCAGAAAAAACCCCAAACUAUAUAGAAAAAAAAACAGCAAUACUAACAACAAAAUCAGGAAAACAAUUGCAAAUAGAAACGUGCCACAUAAUUGCGAAAAACGUUUGCAUAACGUGAGGCGUUGAAAAGUGCGAGCAAUCUGCGAAAGAUUUUUCCAGCAAACCGUUUGGAUUUUCAAGGACCCCCGUGUGGGUGUACCACUGGCAGGUACUCGCUGUGUAUCUGUGUGUGUGUGCGAGGCUCAAGUGCAAUUAUAAAUGGCGUAAUUUGUGCGCCGUGGCGGCCGUGUCAUGAACAUAGCCAAACCAGUGCAUCCUAGAGUGGACCUAUUCUGUACCAGGAUCAAGACGACUCCGCGGGGGCGCAGCAAACGGACGGAGGCUCGCCGGAAAAGCGAGUUCCUUCGCCGACAGCACGCAAAAUGGAUGAAUGCGACAACCCCGUCGUCGUCUCACUAGGAAAACUCGAAUCACAGCAGCUAAACGAGGGGGUCGCCGAGCCGAGUGCGGAAAAUUCGGAUCAGGAGCAGGCACUUUGUGACUACAAAGAGCCGAACAUUGAUGAUAAGGAAGCGCUUAUAGAGCAGGACCUUCACAAAUCAUCAGUCGAGGAGGACGCAGCUAACGACGCGGAAGUCGAGGCAGUCAUCAUGGGACAGGCGGAGAGCAAGAAGCAGGGCAGCAAGUCGAGUCGCCGCCACCACAAUGGCAACGGAAAUAGUAAUGGCAAUCCCACGGAGGCGAUGGAACAGAAUCAGACGGUGCACACCAAAGGCACCGCCAUGUCCUUUGGUUUCCGCAAAAAGCUCAAUGGGACGCCCAAGAAGUUCAAGAAACUCCUGGAAGGCGGCGACAAAAGCGCAACUCGCACAGACACAAAGGAUGACAACGGAAAUGCAGCUGUUCCCAUUCACUUCGAGAAAGUAGGCGCCGCCGCUGUACAGAAGGCUGGGACUUUGGCGACAGGUGCGGCCGGCGGACGUUUCGGUUAUCGUGGGGCGGUGCCACGCCCCUCUUCUGCAGGCUUCACUGCGCCCAGUGAAGAUUCCGAAUCGGAAUCGAUGGCCAAUGCCCAAAACAACAUCAACAACAACAAUAACAAUAAUAAUGGACGUGGAACGGAGAAUGGUCCGGUGUUGGUGAGCAAUUUGAAACGACGCUCCAAGAGCGCACACGCCGGACGAUCCGGCGAUGGGGAGCCCAAAAUAGCCCAGCCCAAGACGCUGACGUUCAACCUGAAUCAGAACACCACCAUCGAGUACCAGCGGCGUCAGUUCUUCGGCGAGAUCGCGGACGAAACGUCGGGUUCCGGAUCCGGAUCGGGAACGGGAUCGAGAGCUAUGCAACCGAGAUAUAACUACAACAACCUGGCCAGCAUGCAUGCCAAUGUCAUAGUUCGCCCCACACCGCGACCCACUCCAGCCAGCUAUGCCAAGUUCACACUGCAGACAGUGAGCCUGCCCAGGCCGGAGUACCCGGUGGCCAUCAGUUUGACAGCCACCACACCAACCACGCCCAGCAGCAGUGUGCAGUCACCUGUGCCCGCCCAUUCGACAGGUGCCAGGGCCAAGGACAUCUCGACCAGUUCCAGGCAACAUCCUUUGACCUCGGUCCAUGUCCAACCACAGUCGCGUCAUCUUGACCAGAAGAGCGUGAAGCAGCUAACGAAUAACUCCACACGACGAGGAUUCUCCGGAAGCAGGGAGAUUAGCGCCGAUUCUGGGAUAGCCAGCAUGGACAUGGCUUUGGACAGCAGUUCGGGCAGCUCGGUGGGUUCCAAGAGGAGUCGGAGCAGACCAAGGAACCUAAAGAUGGUGAUGAGUGGACGGCACACAUUCGAGGUGCGCGAUGCGGAUGAUCCGCCAUCCAGUGAGUCCAACUCCUUUGUGGAACCACUGGCACUACCAAAGUUACCCACUGAUGGAAGUCAGAGUAUUCCUCUGCCAUUGCUGGGCUUGGUGCGAUCCAAUACGGUGUUGAGUCGGGAGUCUUACGAGCGACGUCAGGCGGAAACACCAGGAUCCCAGGAUCAGCAGGAUUCGGAAAAACCCAAAACCAGCGGCUCCGAUGAAAGCGAGAGUGUGGAUGAAGAGAAACUCUACUUGGACUCGUCCACCUCCGAAAAGAGUGCCAAACAUCAGAGCCAAUCGUCAGUGGCUUCCACUUGGCGUCACCAGGCGGGUGAAUCUCUGGCCGCCCAGGAUUGCAGCAGCAUGAGCAUGAGCAUCAGUAGUGACACCCAUGCUCCGGAAAAUCCGCGCGAUAAUGACAAGGAGGAGGACAUGUCCUUGGGUCUGGAUGAGAUCAGUCUGAUCAACACUGACAUGCAGUUUAGCACAAUCUCUUCAAUGACGGAAACUCCACCCAAAGUGGGUCAGGAGUCCCUGCUCAAUCUUCACCUGGUGGACAAUCGGGAGGCAGGCACCUCGCGUCCCCGCUCCUUUAACAAUGCUCUUAAUGAAUCCAAGUUUGCCGAGCUGGCUCUGGCCAGUAGUAGUUGCCUCCUGUUGGAUGAUGAGACAUCGCCCACAGACAGUUUGGUCAGCAGCACCGAAGAUUCCGAGGAGGCUGGUGGCAAGUUGCAAAAGCACAAGCUCAAUGAGGAGCGUCAGCAGAAGGACAUCGAUGACAUCGACAUAGAUGAUAUAUCACCGGUUCUCGAACUGGAUCUGGAUCCUCCAGGUGGACGAAGUCCCAUUUCACCCGGCACUCCCACGCAUGCAUCCCAUUCCCUUUCUUUGGGUUCGGAUUGCGGAAAUCUUAUUGAUGAUGAGAUCGCCGAUCAGCCAGCAUUGCUAUGCAACAGUGAAGCCCAUGAGGUGGCCACCGAUACGCCCACAUUGAUGGAAACCCUCACGCACACCCAAACAGGAUCCUUGAGAUCCUUGAAGAGUCAGUCGAAGGCACGUACCGCUCUGCAGCAGGCCAUCGAGUUGAGUUUAAGGACUCCGGCAGCGGUACGAAAGGCAGUUAUGGAUCGAGCCGAAUCCUUGGAUACUCUAUCGCCAUGCGAAUCCAUUUGCUCCGAUGACCUGAUGAUGGACUUCGAUAUGAACAGCAGCGUGGACUCGAUCGAUCACAUGGCCAGUUCAACGGGACGCAGUCGCAGUGGCUCGGAUCUUCACAAGAUUGGUGGUCAGGAUAUCGAUCCCAUGCAGGCGGAAACUGAGGCGGAACUUCUAUCCGAGUUGGAACGCAGGGGCAGUGAUGUGAUGAAGGAGCUCAAUACUUUGCUGCGAGGAAGGAGGCAGCGCGGAGGACCAAGGGAGAGGAUUAGCGCCCAACUGCCUGCGCGUGCCACCAGAUUGCUGAACCGCUCACGUCUGCAGGACCAACAACUCACCGGCAACGAUUCGGAUAACAGCUUGAGGUCCUCCCACAGCGGCGGAGCUUCGGCGGCGGCCAGGAAGCGAAGCACGACCAACUCAAGGACCUCGUCGGGUUCCACGGCCAGCCUGCCUCGUCAGCGUCAUCUGCAGCAGCAGCAUCUGGGAUCGGGUGGCGGAGCAGGAGCGGGUGGUGGAGGUGGAGGUGGUGGAGCCACUGCGUCCGGUACAUCCACCCAGAGGUGCGGGGGAGAGCUGCACAGCUCGUCGGACGAUCUAAUGUUGUAUGACAAGUCCUUCCGCAAUGCGAUGAUCCAGGAUGUGCUGCAGUUCAAGAAGCAGCUGCUCCGACUGCGGCGAAUACUCCAGGAGACGGAAACGCUCAAUCCCUUCGAGAACGAUAACGUCCAGCUGUUCGCCGCCUGCGGAUUGGAUAGCAAGCAAUUGAAUGACAUCGAUUUGGCCAGCCUAACCUCGUCCACGACGGAGGAUCCGCUACAGGAGCUAACGGAUCUACGUAGACAGGGUCAAGUGGACGAUCGUGAUCGCACCAUUCGCCUGCAGCGCGAUCUCAUCGAGCAACUGGAGGCCGAGAAGAGGCAGAAGGCUUCGCAUGGACCGGGAUCUGGCGCGGAUCCGGGCAAGGAGCUAAUCAGCAUGGCCACCCAAACGGAGCGGACACGACCACUUGCCAUUGGUGCGGAGGGUUUGUCCAGACUACAAUUUGGGGAGCAACAGGUACUAUUUUGUGAUUUCAUCCUAGCCAUCAUUGUGCUGUGUGCCAUCAAUCUUAUAUGUAUACUACACCUAAGCUACAACUGUAUAGAUAAUUGUAAUUCAUGCACUUGAGAAACUAUAAUCCAAAGCCCAAAAGCAUCCACUAACUACCAUCAAAUGAUACCUAACUAAGCUUUAAUCUAUCUAAGAUAACCAAGUUACUAAGCUUAGCUUUAAGAACGUUACUAAUUUGUCACUGAAAAUUUAACACUGUUUGUGAAACGUUUUAAUUGCAUGCGGCAAUUAAAUAGAGUCCCAAGGUAAUGCAAACUUAAAAAAUAACCCACAACACGUCGAGAAGAUGGGAUGGGUCGAAAGAAAAAUGUAACCUCGAUGAUUCAGAUGAGUCAUGAAUCAUUAAGAAUAAUGAAUCAUAAGUGAACAAAGUUGUUCCCCCAAAGCGGGAUUUCUUGUAAAUUUAAACCAAUGCCGUCUAGAGAAUAUUUAAAAUUCCAAUUGAAAAACAACCUAUUAGUAACUAUAUCUUUUACUAAUUCCAAGUACAGAGAUCUCAAAAUAUUCCUUCCCAUCUUCUCAACAUUACUAAUCGUUUUUGGCAUGGACAAAAAGCUAAUGGUUCCUCUCUAUAAAGUAAAUUAUUGUCCUGGAACUGACCACUAAUCUCCAUCUCUCUGUCCGCAGAAGUAAGCCCGAAUAUACCAGUUAUACCACGCACUUUCCGAUGCUCCACUUGCACGAUUCCACGCUGGCAGCCACCACGAUAAUCCGUCAUCAUCAGAGCAACCAUGAGCAGCAACAGCCGGAGAAAUCCUGUCCAGCUCUCAGCCAAACCCGCCGGCACACCAUUAUUUCCACCACGCUGACCAACUACAAUCAGCAGCUGGCGGCCGCAUUUCCCGAUGCUACGCGACGCUCCUCCAUCGGUUGGGAUACCACUCCGACCACGCCCACCCCGCAUGGCAACGCCUCCAAGCCGGUAAGGAUUACGCUAAUCGGCGAGGCACAGCCGCUGCAGAGCAAGUCAUCAACCGGAUCGCUAUGCUCGUCAUCAUCAUCGUCGUCGUCAUCCUCCUCAUCAUCAACAUCCUUGUUGGCACAAAAUGCCAAUGUGGUCAAGAUGCGAUAUACCAAUGGCUGUCAGAGUGUUAAGAACGGAUCGAGUGCCCAUUAUCAGCCGUUGUACAACAGCAACAAGAUGACAAGCCCAACCGUAACUAUAGUCUGAUUUGGAUACCAGUUUUCAGUUCUUCAGUUAUCGAACCACAACUAAUUUGUCUUCUGACUGGCGCUCCCACAUGGAAACGCAGAAUUCAUAAUUGUGAAAAUAGACCUAGUACAAGAUCUUAAUUUUUUGUAAGCGCCAAUAUAUUGUAUUUGCAUCUUAGCCAAGAGAAAAGUCCUGGAAAAGCAGUUUAGUAAAAUAUUUUCGUAUUAGGCAUACGUACUUUAAAAUAUCUCCAUAUAUGUAUAUGUAUGUGUAUGUCCAUUGCUUCAAUAUAAUGUUAAACUUAAAUUUAAUCGUCUUUCUGCUGGCUUAGUUUUGGCUUCCAAAUGAAACUUUGUUAGCCAGAUUAAAACAUACAUAUAUUUAAUAACCGCCAAUCUGAGCAUUUUCAAGAGCCUCCAAACGGAAUAAUACCCAUUAGCACAAGGGCUAUAUACUCUUUGCAUAUAUGUAUAAUCUAAAGUUAGAUCCUAGUUAAUUUUCCAUUGUUACUUGUUUUUGCCUAAGUUUUAGUCUAAGCUAGUGAGUUUUUCUUGUUUCAAUAUUCCCAUAAUUUGUACAAUAUGUCUAAUCUCGCUAAAGAGGAGAAAAAUUGAUAAGAGCUAAAUUGAAUAUAUUUUCUCCAAGAGCACAAUAAUCGUCAAGUAAUUAACCGAUAUUAUAUAACGCAUACUGUAUGUAAACCACUAUUAAAGUUAUAGAAAGUACCUAUCAAUAGAGAAAGAUAAACUAGC